Maylandia zebra (zebra mbuna) is the source of this 2852-nucleotide messenger RNA. RefSeq names its product acyl-CoA synthetase bubblegum family member 1 (gene acsbg1). NCBI's taxonomy places the organism in Eukaryota, Metazoa, Chordata, Actinopteri, Cichliformes, Cichlidae. Gene Ontology annotation, cellular component: membrane; endoplasmic reticulum. The record is from RefSeq and is a predicted model, not a curated record. Gene Ontology annotation, molecular function: long-chain fatty acid-CoA ligase activity.
UUGGGAAGGCUUGCUGAACUGCAAGUUUGUUUGGUGUUUUUUUGUUUUCUUAAUCCAGUAUAUUCCCAUAAAUCACGUUCGUCCAAGUUUUGAAAGCAGCAUUUUUGAGCAAGUUCAGAAUGGAAAAGAAGGUCGAUCAUCAACUUGAGGAUAGUGUGAUGUUGCCAGCUCAGAAGACUACGGAACACACGCAGACAGAUAGUGAAGAGCUCACCUUUAUAGGACAAGUAGAUGUAAGUCAGGCAUUUUCCAGCACACCUCUUGCUCCAGCCCAUUCUCUUUGGACCACUGAUGCUAGAGGUUCAGUCAAGCUGAGAAUAGAAGAAGGAUGUACAGAGGAACCCAACACAGUUCACCAGUUGUUUAAAUCCUCAGUUGAAAAAUAUGGAAACAAGCAUGCACUUGCCAGCAAGAAGAACAACAAAUGGGAAAAGAUAACUUUCCUAGAGUAUUACCAGUUGUGCCGGAGAACAGCCAAGAGCUUUCUAAAGCUGGGUUUAGAGCGAUUCCAUGGAGUGGGAAUACUAGGAUUCAAUUCAGCAGAAUGGUUCUUCUCUGCAGUCGGUGCAAUCAUGGCAGGAGGAAUAAUGACAGGAAUUUAUGCCACAAACUCACCGGACGCGUGCCAUUAUGUGGCUAGUGACUCUAAAGCCAACAUUAUUGUGGUAGAAAAUCAGAAGCAACUGGAGAAGAUAUUGCAGAUAUGUGACAGACUACCCAAUUUAAAAGCCAUAGUGCAGUACAGUGGACAGGUUCAGCAGAAGAUCUCAAAUCUCUACUCUUGGGAGGAGUUCAUGGAGCUGGGUCUGGAUGUUUCUGAAAAACAAUUGGAUGACAUUAUCAGCAGUCAGAGAGCUAACCAGUGCUGUGUCCUGAUCUACACUUCUGGCACCACAGGCAAGCCGAAAGGAGUCAUGCUCAGUCAUGACAAUAUCACAUGGACGGCCAUUCAUGCCAGCAGGGCUGGAGAAAUGCAGCCAGCCGACACGAAACAGGAGUCACUAGUGAGUUACCUGCCUCUCAGCCACAUUGCUGCUCAGAUCUAUGAUCUCUGGACAGGCAUCCACUGGGGUGAGCUGGUAUACUUUGCACAGCCAGAUGCCUUAAAGGGAAGCUUGAUAACUACACUUCGGGAGGCUCGCCCAACAUCCCACAUGGGUGUCCCACGGGUAUGGGAGAAAAUGAUGGAGAAGAUAAAACAGGAGAUUAGUCAGUGUGGAUAUUUGAAAAAGAAACUGGUUACAUGGGCAAUGUCAGUCAGCCAGGAAACAAAUCAAAAGUGUACGCAUGAGGAUGAUGAAAAACCGUUCCUUUUUUACGUGGCUGACAGCCUUGUGCUGCAGAAGCUUCGGAAUGAGCUGGGCCUGUCUUGCUGUCAGAAGUUCUUUUCAGGAGCAGCACCGAUCAGUAGUGAAACCGUACAGUUUUUCCUGGGUCUGAACAUCCGCUUGUAUGAAGCCUAUGGCAUGAGCGAGAGCACAGGACCUCACUUCAUGUCAGGUCCAAAAGCUUAUAAACUGCCGAGCUGUGGAAAAGUGGUGCCUGGCUGUCGAUACAAAUUGGCCAAUGUAGACUGUGAAGGGACAGGAGAAAUUUGCUUUUGGGGACGCAACAUUUUCAUGGGUUUCCUCAACAUGGAAGACAAAACAAGAGAAGCUUUGGAUGAAGAUGGAUGGCUGCAUUCUGGGGACUUGGGGAAGGUUGAUGAAGAGGGUUUCUUGUACAUCACAGGAAGGAUAAAAGAGUUGAUCAUCACAGCUGGAGGAGAGAAUGUUCCACCUGUUCCCAUAGAAGAAGCAGUAAAGAAGGAGCUACCCAUCAUCAGCAAUGCCAUGCUGAUUGGAGACAAAAAGAAGUUUUUGUCCAUGCUUUUAACCUUAAAGUGUUGUAGCAAUACCGAAACCAUGGAGCCAACAGAGGAACUCAGUAUGGAAGCUGUGGAGUUUUGCAGACAGCUGGGCAGCCAAGCAAGCAAAAUGUCUGACAUAACCGGUGGAAAAGACAAAGAAGUGUACCAGGCAAUUCAAAAGGGGAUUGACAGAGUCAACUCUGCAGCCACCUCCAACGCCCAACGCAUACAAAAAUGGACCAUUCUGAGAAAGGACUUCUCUGUUUCUGGAGGAGAACUGGGUCCUACAAUGAAGCUUCGCCGUCCAGUUGUCUUAGAGAUGUACCACAAAGUUAUAGAGAGCCUUUAUCAAGGAUAAAGUCACUUUCUACUGUGUAACUGUUAGUAUGAAAUCAUGUGUCAUUUUCCUUCAUCUCAUCCCCUGUGAACAUGCAUAAAAUGUAAUUACAGUACAGCACAAAAGUCUUGAGCCAACCCUCAUUUCUUUUUAUUUUGGUUCCAAUGAGUCAGACUUUCUUGUCAUUUUUUGAAGUGUUCUUGAGUGGUCAGAUUAUACAAGAACUGCGCUGAAAAAUUGUGAUUACAGGUGUUAAGGUAUGAUGAAUCCAAAUUUGACACUUGUGGUUCAAAUCAUCACUAUGUACAAUGAAGGUCAGGAGAGAGGUGCAACAGUGAGUGUCUGCAGCCAUCUGAAAAACACGAUAGAGGCUCUGUCAUGUUUUGGGGCUGCAUUUCAGCCAUUGGUGUUGGAGGAUCUUUCCAAAAUGGAUGGAAAUAUGAAUGCAGAAGUGUACUAUUGGAGUCUGAUUCAUAAUCCAAGAGCAUCUGGAAAGUAUUUGACAAUGGCUUCAUUUUUCAGCAUGACAAUGAUCCAAAGUAGUAAAAGCAUUCCUAGACAGAAACAAAAACAAAAUACACUUUUCAGUUGGGUUUGGCCUCCCAAGGGUCUGGUCCUAACCGUUCUUGAAGCAGUGUGGGAUCAUCUUGACACAGAAUAAAACAA